Zophobas morio is the source of this 686-nucleotide messenger RNA. Its product is annotated as tudor and KH domain-containing protein-like. Lineage: Eukaryota; Metazoa; Arthropoda; Insecta; Coleoptera; Tenebrionidae. Gene Ontology annotation, cellular component: P granule. The record is from RefSeq and is a predicted model, not a curated record. The coding region runs from base 35 to 610 and encodes 191 amino acids. The transcript is spliced from 4 exons. Gene Ontology annotation, biological process: P granule organization; spermatogenesis; piRNA processing.
CAAAACUGAGUUCGUUUUACCUCCAAUUGGAGACAUGUUCGAAAUUUUAGUCACCGGCUACAUCAACACCUGCCACUUUUACGCGCAAAUUCUGGACAAUGGAAAUGCCAAAUUGACUCGUCUCACGGAAGUCAUGAACUCUGCCAAAAGCGUACAAACUUACCACACUUUUAGAAUAUUUCCAGGAGUUGGAGAGGUCGUUCUGGUUAAAGACGAUGGUCAGUGGUACCGAGGACGCUGCAUCGACUACUCUGAAGACACUCGUUUUGAAAUAUUCUUAGUGGACUUUGGGUACACGGUCACCAAGAGACUCAAAGACCUCAGAGAAAUGAAAGAAGACUUUACAUAUUUGCCGUUUCAAGCGGUGGAGUGCGUUUUACACAACUGUCAACAAAAACGGAGUGUGUCGUCGACCUUGGCGAAGGUGUUUUUUGAUUCUUCCAUGAAGAUGAAGAUUUUUAGAGCUCUUGUGUUGGGAACUACUGAUGAUUUCAUGAGGUUGCAGAUUUGGAAUUCGGAUUGUAAGGAUGUGGGUGAAGUUUUGAAGAAGUUUGGUUUAGGCGAGGAUAGGGAUAAGGGGUUUUAUUUUGUUGAUGGGGUUUGCGAAUAGUGAAGCCAAAAACAUACUUUUUCGACAGAGAAGAUUAACAGUAGAGAAUUUUGUUUAUUUUUUUGAACGGCAUGCA